Messenger RNA from Cyphomyrmex costatus, 2796 nucleotides. RefSeq lists its product as uncharacterized. NCBI's taxonomy places the organism in Eukaryota, Metazoa, Arthropoda, Insecta, Hymenoptera, Formicidae. The coding region runs from base 1 to 2796 and encodes 931 amino acids. The record is from RefSeq and is a predicted model, not a curated record. The transcript has a single exon.
AUGAUUUCACCCACUAUCACGCCGCAACUAAUGACCACCGCGAUGAUAUCCGUUCAAGAUCAUAAAGGCAAGCUAAUCAAGUGUCGCGCGUUGCUGGAUACGUGCGCCACUGCCAACUUUAUCUCUCAUAACCUCGCAAGAUGUCUAAGACUUCCGAUUACGUCGUGCGCAUUACCGAUCAGUGCAAUUAACUCGACAAAUACAAUGACAAAGGGCGUCCUUCGCGUUAUUAUUCGAUCGCUGGAUAACAAGUUUAACAAGGAAUUAGUAUGUUUGACGAUACCGACGAUAGCAGAUCUAGUACCAUCUGAAAAAUUCCCACGGAACUCUAUUAAAAUACCGUCCAAUAUCGAAUUAACCGAUCCCUCAUUUCAUUUGCCGCGUCGAGUAGAACUAUUAAUCGGCGCUGGGGCGACGCUAUCUUUAUUUUCAUCCGGUCAAAUCAGUUUAACUAACGAAGAUGGCCAGUUAUAUCUACAAAAUACUCGACUCGGCUGGAUCGUUGCGCGCGGAGGGUUUCCUGAUCGUCCGAAAAAUAUUACAUGUUCGUUAACGACUCUGGAUCAACUCAUCACUAGAUUUUGGAAUAUCGAAGAAAUAACGGGAAGCGCGCCGAGAUCAAUCGAGGAAGUAAAUUGUGAAACGCAUUUCACCGAAAAUGUUACACGCAAUGAUAAUGGACGCUACGUCGUGCGGCUACCAUUCCGUAAAGAUCACAAACAGCUCGGCGAGUCACGAAACGCCGCUCUUAAACGUUUAUAUUCACUUGAACGCAAGCUUAGUUCGAAUCUAGAAUUAAAGACAGCUUAUUCACAAAUCAUUCAAGAAUAUUUAAAGUUAAAACAGAUGAUUCCGAUCGAUGAUUCUUCGGAGGACGGGUAUUAUAUGCCGCACCACGCAGUGAUCAAACCAUCAAGCAACACAACUAAGGUUCGAGUUGUUUUCGACGCGUCGGCGAAGACUAGUAACGGUCUAUCCCUAAAUGAUGUUCUAUUAACGGGACCCAUUAUUCAAAAUCCAUUAUUCGCUCAUCUCCUGCGCUUUCGUACAUAUAAAUACGUUCUCUCGGCAGACAUAGAAAAAAUGUACAGGCAAGUGUUAUUGCAUGAAAGCGAUCGCAUGUAUCAACGUAUCCUUUGGCGUCAGGAUAAUGAAGUUAAAACUUUUCAACUCAAUACUUUGACAUUUGGCGUAUCUUCUUCACCCUAUCUGGCCAUACGCGUGAUUCAACAACUCGCGGACGAUGAACGCGUCAAUUAUCCCGAGGCAGCUCGAGUUCUUACAAAACAUUUAUAUGUGGACGAUUUGUUAACUGGUGCGAACACUAUCGAAGACGCUCGCACAUUACGGAACGAAAUAAUCGCCUUGCUAUCUCGGGGAGGGUUCAAUAUUCGACAGUGGGCGUCAAACGAAAGACAAAUCAUCGAUGAUCUAGAUCCCGAAGCUAUAAACGCGGGCCUCACGCUCGAUAGAAAUCAUCCUUUGAAAACGUUAGGCUUGACGUGGCACGCGAGUGAUGACGUGCUAUGUUAUUCUGUACGUUCAGUUAAACAAACCGAGAAAAUCACAAAGCGAGAGGUCGUCUCGAAGCUCGCGAGUAUCUACGAUCCUUUAGGUAUUGUGGGACCCGUUAUAUUAUACGGCAAAAAAUUAAUGCAGGACUUAUGGCUACAUAAAAUAGGUUGGGACGACACAAUACCCCCCGCCAUACAAGCCGCAUGGUCCGUAUUUGAAGUACAAUUAGAGUCGAUUAGUGAAUUCUCCGUCGAACGCUCUGUCUUGUUUCCUGGUUACUCCAACAUUCAGAUACACGGCUUCUGUGAUGCAAGCAAGACAGGCUACGGCGCUUGUUUAUAUAUCCGUUCGAACGAUCGACACGACAACAUAUAUUGCCGACUCUUAUGCGCCAAAUCGCGGGUCGCACCAUUAAAAACCGUGUCCAUACCUCGUCUCGAAUUAUGCGGUGCACUUUUACUCGCAAGGUUAUAUCGCGAGAUACACGACGUGAUAGAAUUACCGAUUGAUCGGGUAGUGUUAUGGAGCGACUCGACCAUUGUGCUCCAUUGGGUAAAAAUGCAGCCUCAUCUCUUAAAAACAUAUGUAUCACAUCGCGUCGCGCAAAUCCAAGAAAUGACAGAUGCACAAGCGUGGAGACACGUUAGCUCCAAUGACAAUCCGGCCGAUGCGCUCUCGAGAGGGCAAUUACCAAACGCUUCUUUAAAUAAUCGUACGUGGAACUCGGGGCCACCGUGGUUAAGUAAAAGAGAAAACGAAUGGCCAUCGGGAAUAGCAGAGCUAGACGAAAUACCGGAGCGCCGAAAAAAUACUUGUUUAAACAUAGUGGUCAACGAUUGCGAUAUCCUCCGAAAAUAUUCGUCAUAUUCUCAAAUGUGUCGUAUCAUAGCAUGGAGCCUACGUUUUCGACCAAAGAAUACCUAUCGAAAUGAAUUGUGCAUGAAGGAAAUAAGCGACGCAGAAAUUAGAAUAAUCAAAAUUGUUCAAGCUUCUCGUUUCUUACCAGAAUUAAAAAGACUCGCAAAUAAACAACCAAUAAGUAAAAAUAACAUCGCGGCAUUAAACCCUUUUAUCGACGAAGACAGUCUGAUCCGUGUCGGUGGACGUCUUAAAGAUUCAAAUUUAACCUUCGAACAGAAACAUCCCAUUUUAUUGCCGAAUCGUCAUUUUGUGACAGAUAGCAUUAUUAAGGAGACUCAUGAGAGGCGUUAUCACGCUGGCAUUCAAAUGACGUUAUACGCAGUUAGACAAAGGUUCUGGAUUUUGGAUGGCAUGUUGUAG